Penicillium robsamsonii is the source of this 552-nucleotide messenger RNA. RefSeq names its product zinc finger MYND domain-containing protein. Bases 1 to 552 code for a protein of 183 amino acids. Lineage: Eukaryota; Fungi; Ascomycota; Eurotiomycetes; Eurotiales; Aspergillaceae. The transcript has 2 exons. The record is from RefSeq and is a predicted model, not a curated record.
AUGUCACUCCCAUCCGGUUGUAGUGUGUGCGGCAAGGAAGAUGGAGUUCUUCGCUGCUCUGGCUGCAAAGUGAUGAUGUACUGCGACGUCGAACACCAGACUGCUCACCGACAAGCGCAUAAGUCUGCUUGUAGCGCCAUUAGAAGAUGCCGCUUUGCUAUGGAGAAGAAAGAACAGGCCUUACGGGCUCAUCCAGAUGAUAUCUUCACCCACGGCGAGUGCUACAAUUUUUUGAAAUGGUGGGCUACGACCGGCCAGGAACACAACUACGAUUGGGGCAACAAUACUCUGCCGUACCUUGACAUCAAGAACGCCAAUCCCCUUGAGCCAGUCGAUAUGUUCUGUGAUAGGAUGAUCGAUCUUCCUCAUAUGGUUGCUGUGACUCUAGUCAAGAUCGAAGUGCUUCAAGUGUUCUUCAUAAACACCGGAUCUCUUGAUGGAAUUACCGCUGACAUGCUGGUAUUCGGACUCAAAUCUUCGACUAUCGCCAAAAACCCCAAUAUCGCCAACUGUGACGAUGGAUGGCUUGAAGUUGUGAAACUAAAGGCCUAG